This is a messenger RNA of Plasmopara halstedii, 357 nucleotides long. RefSeq lists its product as uncharacterized. The record is from RefSeq and is a predicted model, not a curated record. The transcript is spliced from 2 exons. The coding region runs from base 1 to 357 and encodes 118 amino acids. NCBI's taxonomy places the organism in Eukaryota, Oomycota, Peronosporomycetes, Peronosporales, Peronosporaceae.
AUGACCACUAAGCUGAAGCCGGUGACUGCGUUCGCUCCAUUUCGGCCUCGUCACCUGACGAGGCCGAAACAGACAGCUUCUAUGUUGCACGUUCAUGUACCAACAGAGAGGAACUCAUUUGAGCUAUUGACACGUACAAUCACAACCAUGAACGAGCAUUCAAAAUUAAGUCAAGUGAUAUCCGCAGAUACAGAACCGCAUGUGUUGACCCAAAGUGCAAAUUCGACGUCUCAUUUGUGUAUGGAAGAUGAUUCGGCCGCUGCAAACUUUCUCUCAUCACAACGCUCUCGAAAGAACGUACGUCGUACAACUUCAAGAAGUGCGCCAAUCUGUCGCUGUCAAGGGCCGGCAUGCUAG